Molecule: messenger RNA, 3114 nt
Organism: Scleropages formosus (Asian bonytongue)
Lineage: Eukaryota; Metazoa; Chordata; Actinopteri; Osteoglossiformes; Osteoglossidae
Product: thyrotropin-releasing hormone-degrading ectoenzyme-like
Exons: 19
Coding region: 91-3114 (1007 amino acids)
Biological process (GO): peptide catabolic process; proteolysis
Cellular component (GO): cytoplasm; membrane
Molecular function (GO): metalloaminopeptidase activity; peptide binding; zinc ion binding
Source: RefSeq, a predicted model, not a curated record
GGGCGCGCGCAUGAGUGCCGCCGCCGGUGCCCGCCUCCGGAGCGGGGACUCCGGGAGCCGGUCCCGUUGAGGGCUCGCACCCGCGGCAGCAUGGAAGAGACGCGUGGCACGGGGCUCUCCUUCACAGCAAUGGGCAUCGAGGAGAACUCGGUGCGGAACGGCAGGGGCCCCUCGGACCAGUGGGCCGACAGCGUGGCGGUGCGACCCCGCACCACGGAGCGCCACAUCACCGUGCACAAGCGCCUCGUGCUCGGCUUCGCCAUCUCCAUCCUCACGCUCAUCGUGGUCACCGUGGUGGCCGUGCUGCUCGGCCUUCGCUUCGACGAGUGCCCCGAGGAGGGCGCCGCCGCCGCGGCCGCCGCGCGCCCCUCCAACACCUCCUCCCGGUCGAACGCGGCGCGCGAGCCGCACGCCACCCACCGCGACGAGGACGCGCAGCCCUGGAGGCACGUGCGGCUCCCCGCCUCCCUGCGGCCGCGCCACUACGAGCUGCGGCUCUCCGUCUACAUGGACAACUUCACCUUCUCCGGCGAGGUCACCAUCGAGGUGGAGUGCGUGAGCGCCACGCGCUUCGUGGUGCUGCACGCAGACCGGCUCGAGGUGGAGCGCGCCGCCGUCUACUCCGACGGCAAGAAGCCGGGCGCGCUGCGCGUGAGCCGCCACUUCCGCUACCCGCCCACCCAGGUGUACGUGAUCGCGCUGCACCGGGAGCUGAAGCCGCUGAGGACCUACAAGGUGAACAUCACCUUCGUGGCGCAGAUCGAGAACGAGCUGCUCGGCUUCUUCCGCAGCGCCUAUGUGCUCAACGGAGAACGAAGGUACCUUGCGGUGACGCAGUUCUCCCCUACUCAUGCCAGGAAGGCCUUCCCGUGUUUUGACGAGCCCAUCUAUAAAGCGGCUUUCAAGAUUAGCUUGAAGCAUGAGAGCUCCUAUGUGUCCCUGUCCAACAUGCCGGUGGAAGCAUCCGUCAUGGAUGAAGACGGAUGGGUGACCAACCACUUCUCCAGGACCCCACGGAUGUCCACGUAUUACCUGGCUUGGGCCGUGUGCAACUUCACGUACAGGGAGGCCUUCACUGAGAGCGGUGUUGUGAUCCGCCUGUAUGCGCGACCCAAUGCCAUCGAGAGAGGCUCGGCCGACUACGCCCUACAGAUCACGAAGAGGCUCCUGCACUUUUAUGAAGACUACUUCAAAGUGAAAUACUCGCUGCCUAAGUUGGACCUGCUGGCUGUACCCAAGCACCCCUACGCUGCCAUGGAGAACUGGGGCCUCAGUGUGUUUGUGGAGCAGAAGAUCCUACUGGACCCCGAGGUGUCAUCGUUCUCCUACCUGAUGGAGCUCACCAUGGUGGUGGUCCAUGAGAUCUGCCAUCAGUGGUUUGGGGACCUGGUGACACCAGUCUGGUGGGAAGACGUCUGGUUGAAGGAAGGCUUUGCCCACUUCUUCGAAUACGUGGGAACUGACUUUCUCUUCCCAAAGUGGAACAUGGAGAAGCAGCGCUUUCUGACAGAUGUCCUGCACGAAGUGAUGCUUCUGGACGGCCUGGCCAGCUCCCACCCCAUCUCCCAGCAGGUGUAUCAGGCAACUGACAUUGACAGGGUGUUCGACUGGAUUGCAUACAAGAAGGGAGCUGCCUUAAUCCGGAUGCUGGCGAACGUAAUGGGCCAGCCGGUGUUCCAGAGGGGUUUAAAUGAUUACCUGAUGACACAUAUGUACGGCAAUGCUGCGAGAGAUGAUCUGUGGAACAAGUUUUCCGAGGCACUAAAAAGAGAAGGAAAGGACAUCAACAUUAAGGAGGUGAUGGACCACUGGACAUUGCAGAUGGGAUACCCAGUGGUCACCAUCACCAAGAAUGAAAGCCUGGACAACACUGUGACCAUCAGCCAGGAGCACUUUGUGUAUGAUGUUGAUGCCAAGAUCCGGAAUCCAGAGCUCUUCAACGUAAGCUUCCAGUGGCAAAUCCCGCUGACAUUUGCAAUGGGAAAUUCAAGUCACAUGUCUUCGGAAUCAGUCAUCUGGGUUUCCAGUAGAACAGAGUUGCACAAAAUCAGCCUGAUGGAUGAAGGCAUGUGGUUGCUUGGAAACAUCAAUCAAACAGGCUACUUCCGAGUCAACUAUGAUCUCGAGAACUGGAGGCUCCUCAUCAACCAGCUGAUGAAAAACCCUGCGAUAAUUUCUGUGGGCAACAGAGCAGGACUUAUUGAUGACGUCUUCAAUCUUGCAAGAGCAGGGUACCUGCCCCAGAACAUCCCGCUGGAGAUCAUCUGUUACCUGCCCCAGGAGAGGGAGUUCCUGCCCUGGCACGCUGCCAGCCGGGCCCUCUACCAGCUCGACAAACUGCUGGACCGUACAGAGGAGUACAGCCUCUUUAGUGACUAUGUGCUCAAACAAGUUGCUGCGAUGUACCACAGACUUGGGUGGCCAGUCAGUUCCUCCAAUGGCUCCAUCAUGCAGGCAGCGUACCAGACCGAAGAGCUUCAGCGAGAAGUGAUAAUGUUGGCCUGCAGUUUUGGGAACAAACACUGUCACCGGCAGGCCGUUGCCCUCAUCUCCGACUGGAUCUCGAGCAACAAGAACAGGAUUCCGCCAAACGUAAGGGACAUUGUCUACUGCACGGGGGUGUCCCUGAUGGAUGAGGAUGUGUGGGAGUUCAUCUGGAUGAAGUUCCACUCCACCUCGGCUGUCUCAGAGAAAAAGGUGCUUUUGGAAGCCCUCACAUGCAGCGAUGACACGUAUCUGCUGAACCGACUCCUGAAUCUCUCUUUGACAUCGGAUCUGGUUCCUGAUCAGGAUGUAAUAGAUGUCAUCAUACAUGUGGGUCGAAAUCCUCACGGAAGACAUCUUGCCUGGAGGUAUUUCAGGGAAAAGUGGGACAUUUUAAACUCCAGGUAUGGCGAGGCCUUAUUCAUGAAUUCCAAAUUAAUCAAUGGAGUGACAGAGUUUCUAAAUACUGAAUCAGAAUUGAACGAGCUGAAGGACUUCAUUCGAAGCAGCGGAGGAGGGGCAGGGCCCGCCUUUGCCCGUGCCAUUGAGAUUGUGGAGGCUAACGUGCAGUGGCACCGCCUCUAUGAACAGUCGUUCUACCAAUGGUUGAGGAAAUCCCCCAAUAGUUAA